Dentiscutata erythropus is the source of this 491-nucleotide messenger RNA. The record is from the annotation of a GenBank genome assembly. Lineage: Eukaryota; Fungi; Glomeromycota; Glomeromycetes; Diversisporales; Gigasporaceae.
AAUUACAUCGACAAGGCUAUAGAAUCAUUGAAUAUUCAGAAUGGACUUAUAUGUUAAAGUGGCUAUCAAAUUCCGAAUAUUACCGUAUUAAUGAAUCUGAUAAUGAAAGAAUUGUUAGAAGAUUAGAGUAUACGCGUUACAUGUGUAAAAUGCAUGGCAAAUCAUAUCCAUGCGAUUCACUAAAAAUCAACUAUUUCGAAACUAAAUAUCUUUAUACCCUAGAAAAAGAAAUUAAUAUAGAUUUCUCAGAUUUGAACAAUAAUUGUGAGCCUCCUAAACUGACUGAGGAAUGGUGUAGAAUCAUAAAAUCUGUUAGCAUCUCUGAUCAGAUUUCAGAAAAUAACCAGGAAUCUUUACAGCUGGUAAGUGCUGAGCAUGAUAGCUCCCCUGCUAAUAUACAAAAAGAUAAAGUUAUUCAUAUAGAGCACCCUCGAGAUGGCGCAAAUUCUCAUAUAAAGCUGAAUACAGUAACUAGCAAACGAAAAGAUAAG